Messenger RNA from Aspergillus glaucus CBS 516.65, 1215 nucleotides. RefSeq names its product arrestin C-terminal domain-containing protein. The record is from RefSeq and is a predicted model, not a curated record. Gene Ontology annotation, cellular component: cytoplasm; plasma membrane; cytosol. Gene Ontology annotation, biological process: ubiquitin-dependent endocytosis. Lineage: Eukaryota; Fungi; Ascomycota; Eurotiomycetes; Eurotiales; Aspergillaceae. The coding region runs from base 1 to 1215 and encodes 404 amino acids. The transcript has 5 exons. Gene Ontology annotation, molecular function: protein-macromolecule adaptor activity; ubiquitin protein ligase binding.
AUGUUGCUCAGUGUUUUCGAUUGUUUUGCGCCGCAAAGGCUCGAGCCGGUCUAUUUUGAUAUCAGAUUAAGUGACGACGCUAUCUGGCUUCCAGCAACGCAUAAUGGGGCUGGCUAUGGCCAUCUUCGAGGUAGGGUAGUCUUAUGCAUCAGCCAACCCGCCAGCGUAAAGGAUAUCAAGUUACAUUUGGAGGGACAAUCUUACAUCAACUGGGAUCCGAACUUCCAUAGUAGCCCCCAUCGGCAUCAUAAGGUACUCUGGAAAGAGGUCCCCUUCCACCAUCAGAUAUGGAAUCUCCUCCCGACGCCUGGACGCUGUUCCCCGGUAUUAUUGCAGCCAGAUAAUUAUGAAUUUCCCUUCGAAAUUUGCCUUUCGGGACAGAACCCGGAAACUGUCCAGGGUAUUGAUGACUGCUUCAUCCGCUACAUCCUUCGAGCGGAGGUCUAUAGCAACACCGGUGAUAGCCUGACUAGUCUAUCGAGGGAAAUCCAGGUGCGAAAAAUGCAUGCGAUGUCCCUACUCAGGGAGCCUAGUUCUAUCAUAUAUGACUGGCCAGAGAAGAUCAUAUACAACGUCGACAUCCCCAACCGAGCAUUGUCAGUCGGCAGUAGCACCCACAUUAACUUCCGCUUUAUACCUCUGCUGAAGGGCCUCAAACUGGGAACGACUGAAACACGCCUUAUAGAAACACACCAUGUCACAAAACCAUCGCCGGCCACCCGGUCUCGCGAAGUGUUGAUCGAUGAAUAUAAGCCUCCACCCUGGGAUGAACUGGACAUAGUACCCUCUGAUGACGAAUAUACAUAUUAUUUGUACCACUUCUCUCGAAUCCUCCGCCUCCCGAAAUUUACAAGACAUUGCCUACAAAGCACAACAACCACAAAUCUCCAAGUCGAGCAUAAGAUUGCAGUCCUUAUCACGCUCUUAAAUCCGGAUGGCCAUAUGUCCUCUAUCCGUUUCUCCCUCCCGAUAUUUAUCUAUUUCCGCCCGCCGAGUGGUAUGAGUUUUUCGACAUUUUAUGACCCAGAUAGUUCGGAUGCAGAUUAUGGGCAACUUCCACGCUACGAAAGUCAUAUUCACGAUACGAAGCCAGACGAGCUCGGCUUAUCCGGUGCUACAUCGCCAGGACAUAUACAAUGGGACGAUAAUAUGGAGCAGGACGAGGACCCGCCACAUUACUCGAUAACGGACUGCUUUUCCGAGAUUCCCAGCUAA